This is a messenger RNA of Ipomoea nil (Japanese morning glory), 1854 nucleotides long. RefSeq names its product putative serine/threonine-protein kinase. Gene Ontology annotation, biological process: protein phosphorylation. The coding region runs from base 298 to 1455 and encodes 385 amino acids. Gene Ontology annotation, molecular function: ATP binding; protein kinase activity. The record is from RefSeq and is a predicted model, not a curated record. Lineage: Eukaryota; Viridiplantae; Streptophyta; Magnoliopsida; Solanales; Convolvulaceae. The transcript has 7 exons.
UUUCUCUGUAAGGUCCCCUCAAGCAAAACCACCCUGUUUCCUUAAAUUCUGUGUCUUUCUCUCUCUUUGGGUCUCAUCUUGAAAAUUUUCAGGUGUUAAAAUGAGCUAAAAAUAAGCAUUUGCAGUGCUGGUCUUUUGCAUCUUGUGAUUUUACUUUGAUGGCUUCUUUCUUCUUGCCCGGUCAGUGAUAUACAGCUGCUGCUUUUCCCAUUGUCUUGUACCGGGCCGGCGUUUAUUUCUGCUUUUGGAGGCAAUAUUUGUGUGAAUUAAAGCUUGUUAGGACUAAAAAGUGGUGAUAUGAGUCAUUUUAGGUGCUGUUUUGGAAAAAAAGCAUCUCCCCCUAGGCAUCAAAUAGACAUUGAAGAAGAAGUUUCAAACUGGCAGGAUGCUAAGCUAUACACAUAUGGAGAAUUGCGGGUUGCAACGGGGGACUUUAGCCCCUCAAAUAAGAUAGGAAAAGGAGGGUUUGGUUCUGUUUACAAAGGGCGGCUAAAAGAUGGCACUUUAGCUGCUAUUAAGGUGCUUUCUGCUGAGUCAACUCAGGGCGUAAAAGAAUUUCUGAACGAAAUAAUAGCUAUCUCGGGCGUAGAACAUGAAAAUCUGGUGAAAUUGUAUGGGUGUUGUGUGGAAGAGGAUCAUAGGAUAUUGGUAUAUGGCUAUGUGGAAAAUAACAGCCUUUCUCAAACUCUUCUCGGUUCUGGGCACAGCAACAUUCAGUUUAGCUGGAGUACUCGUUCUAAAAUAUGCAUAGGUGUGGCUCGGGGACUCGUAUUCCUCCAUGAAGAAUUAAAACCUCAUAUUAUUCAUAGAGAUAUUAAAGCAAGCAACAUUCUUCUCGACAAAGAUCUCACUCCAAAGAUUGCUGAUUUUGGUCUCGCCAAACUUUUCCCAAUUAAUGCUACUCAUGUCAGCACUCGUGUUGCGGGCACUCAAGGUUAUUUGGCCCCUGAGUAUGCAAUGCGUGCCCGAUUGACAAGGAAAGCAGAUAUUUACAGUUUUGGAGUUCUCCUUUUAGAAAUUGUUAGUGGAAGAUGCAACACCAACAAGCGCCUACCCGUUGGCGAUCAGUUUCUUCUCGAAAGGGCUUGGAGACUCUAUCAAAGCGGGGAGCUUGUUGAGUUGGUUGAUGCAUCGAUAGAAAGUGCCGAUAUUGAUGAAGCUUGUAGAUAUGUGAAGAUUGCUUUCUUAUGCACCCAAGCCAUGACCAAGAGCCGACCAUCUAUGUCAACUGUACUGAAAAUGCUGACGGGAGAGGCGGAGGUGGAUGAUUCGAUGAUCUCAGAACCGGGGUUGUUAUCAGAACUAAUGGGUCUAAGGGUUCAAAAGAAAGAAAAAUUAUUUACAGCAUCAAUUAACUCGGGGAACGAGGGCAAUUCCUCAUCAUCCGGAAACAUGAGUACUGGUAUGACACAGGCAACCAUGACUUACACCUCAAUAAGUGCCCGGAGUACUUGAACCGAGCAUUACAAGGUGAACAAAAUGAACUUAAAUUUCUUUCAUUCAUUUUGAAGGUGUAUAUUUCAUGACUGAGCCUUAUCGUAGUUCAUGACAAGUGUAGCUUCUUCGUACUCCGGAUGUUUUAAGAUGUGUUCAUAGUAUCAUCUGGAGUCGGAGUUGUAAGCAUGAAAUUUUGUACUUGGGUUUCUUCCAUUCCCGCGAUAACUAUCAAGGAAUUCCACAAUGUAGUACAGCAUUGUUCUGAAGCUCAUAGUUAAUAAGGGUUGUAAGGUUACAAGCUUAAUUAUGGUAGUAGAGUUUGGUGCUGUGUGAUGUAUAACUUUCCUUCUAUUAUUUACUGCUUUUUGUACAUUUGCAGUGUGAAUAUAUGCAAAAAUUUCAGUAUUUUUACUGUGU